AUGGUUUCAGUUCGAAGGCCCCGCCCUGUAGCACCAGCCGACGCAUUGCCGAAGUUUCCUUAUCCGCCGCCGUCUGGCCGCUUCUUGCCAAACAAACCGCCGGAUGAUCUGCUGCCUCAGGCGCAGAUUCCUUCCCCUCCCGGCUUCUCUUCGGACUCGCCCGCGUCUUUCGACUCGCCUGCGCCCCCGUCCCCCCCACUGCUGCCUCGGGCCCCAUUCCCUCCCGGCUUCUCUUUUGACUCGCCUGCGCCCCCGUCCCCCCCACUGCUGCCUCGGGCCCCAUUCCCUCCCGGCUUCUCUUUUGACUCGCCUGCGCCCCCGUCCCCCCCGUUGCUGCCUCGGGCCCCAUUCCCUCCCGGCUUCUCUUUUGACUCGCCCGCGCCCCCGUCCCCCCCGUUGCUGCCUCGGGCCCCAUUCCCUCCCGGCUUCUCUUUUGACUCGCCUGCGCCCCCGUCCCCCCCACUGCUGCCUCGGGCCCCAUUCCCUCCUGGCUUCUCUUUUGACUCGCCCGCGCCCCCGUCCCCCCCGUUGCUGCCUCGGGCCCCAUUCCCUCCUGGCUUCUCUUCGGACCCGCCCCCAUCCCCGUCUGGCCCACUGCUGCCUGGAACCCCAUUCCCUCCUGGCUUCUCUUCGGACCCGCCCCCGUCUGGCCCACUGCUGCCUGGAGCCCCAUUCCCUCCCAGCAUCGAGCAUCCUAGGAUAUCGCCUUCACUGCCUCUCACUGCCCAACCACAGCGACAGCGUCAGGUUGCGCGGCGAAGACAAGUUCGGCGCGCCCGCUUCUUGUCACCCACUCCUGCAUCUGGAGCGCAUGCGCAGGGGGCUUCUUCCUCGCAUGCAGGCCCAUCGCAUGGUGGCGGGAUGGGCGGCUUCGACCUAGGCAGACGGGCGCCAAUGGCCUUUGACCCGAGCCUAAGAGGCCGACCCAUAGAAGCAGUUCGGCGGAUGUUGAGUCUUCGCCCUCGCCCUCGCGUGUCCGUUCAAACGCUGGAGCAGAAUGACGAGGUAUACGAGGUGAUGAGAGUGAGGCCAAUGGACUUCCUGGGGCCUUAUGUUGUUCGCUCGCAGGCCUUCGAAGGUCCAGGGAUGGCCUUCCCAGGGCCUGUCUUAGUGGUAAAUGAGGAGGAAUGGUACAGUGUCGAGAGGAUCCUGGACCACAGGCACACGAACACGGGUGUGGAGUACCUCGUGCAGUGGGAAGGCUAUCAGGACCCCAGCUGGACAGAAGCACACAAAGUGGAGGGCCUUCCGCUGGUCAGCGAGUAUUGGAGCGCAAGGACGGCGCCGAUGUAA
Rhodofomes roseus is the source of this 1293-nucleotide messenger RNA. RefSeq lists its product as uncharacterized. The transcript is spliced from 4 exons. NCBI's taxonomy places the organism in Eukaryota, Fungi, Basidiomycota, Agaricomycetes, Polyporales, Fomitopsidaceae. The record is from RefSeq and is a predicted model, not a curated record. The coding region runs from base 1 to 1293 and encodes 430 amino acids.